UCUACAAUCAGUUAUAAUUCCAAGACCAGGUACCAUUAAUGCUUAAACAAAGCUGAGAUAGACAUCACAGACGACUGCCAGUUUUUCAUUUAUAUCUAAAAAAUGCACGUGAAGGUGCAGCUUCUCCCUGCUAUCCUUUUAAAACUCAUACUGCUGACAGACUUCCUGUUUGGCCAGAACAUCUGUGAUAAUGGUUCCUGUCAUCAGUCUAUUGGAGACCUGCUUGUGGGUCGCAGUGAACAGCUAACGGCUUCAUCAACAUGCGGACUGUUUAGCCCUCAGAAGUACUGCAUUAUUGGCUACCUUGAAGAUGAGCAGAAAUGUUUCACCUGUGAUUCUAGAUACCCAUAUCAUCCAGACUUCCAGGCCAACAGUCACUUAAUUGAAAAUGUUAUCACAACUUUUGAGCCUGAUCGAAAGAAGUGGUGGCAGUCUGAAAAUGGUAUUGGCCAUGUCAGUAUUAGGCUGGAUUUAGAAAACUUGUUUCAGUUCAGCCAUCUUAUCCUGACUUUCAAGACAUUUCGGCCUGCAGCAAUGUUGGUGGAGCGCUCCACAGAUUAUGGUCAAACCUGGAAGGUAUUUAGGUAUUUUGCACAGGACUGUGCUACUUCUUUCCCUGAUAUUCCUUCAAGGCCAGACAGAACUGUUGGAGACGUUGUUUGUGAUUCAAGAUAUUCUGAUAUUGAACCCUCAACUGAAGGGGAGGUUGUUUUCAAAGCUCUGGAUCCCAGCUUCGAAAUAGAAGAUCCUUAUGCCUCAUACAUCCAAGAGCUCAUUACUUUUACAAAUCUGAGAAUAAACUUUACUAAGCUUCAUACACUUGGAGAUACUUUACUUGGACAAAAGCAGCACGAUCCCUUGGAAAAAUACUACUAUGCACUUUAUGAGAUGGUUGUUCGCGGUAGCUGCUUUUGCAAUGGUCAUGCUAGCCACUGUGGCCCUGUGCAAAAUCUGAGGGGUGAUGUUUUCCAUGAGCCUGGAAUGGUCCAUGGGAGCUGCCUCUGCGAGCACAACACAGAUGGUUUGUCCUGUGAAAGAUGUGAAGAUUUCUACAAUGAUGCUCCCUGGAGACCAGCAGAAGGAUCACAGGAAAAUGCUUGUCAAAAGUGUGAGUGCAAUGGUCAUUCUGAAAGCUGUCACUUUGAUAUGGCCGUGUACCUUUCUAAUAACCGUAUCAGUGGUGGAGUAUGUGAAGAUUGCCAACAUAAUACAAUGGGACAGCACUGUGAUCGUUGCAAGCUUUUCUUUUAUCAAGACCCACAGAGGGCAAUUUCAGACUCUCAUGUGUGUAUCCCCUGUGACUGUGACCCAGACGGUACGUUGUACAAUGGGCUGUGUGAGGAUCAUACAGACCCAGGUCUUGGAACUCUUGCUGGCCGAUGCCACUGUAAGGAAAAUGUCGAAGGAGUUCGUUGUGACAAGUGCAAGCCAAACUUCUAUGGGCUGAGUGGAAGUGAUCCUCUUGGCUGUCAGACGUGCAACUGCAACCCUUCUGGAAGCUUGUCUUUCUCUACUUGCAACCCAGUGACUGGAGAAUGUCUGUGCCAGCAGUUUGCCACCGGGCAACAUUGUGAGGAAUGUCCUCAAGAAUAUUGGGGCCUUGGGAGUAAUUUAUAUGGAUGUUCUCCAUGUGACUGUGACAUUGGUGGCGCCUACAAUAACUUGUGCACACCUACUAAUGGUCAAUGUGACUGUCUGCCUAAUGUUGUGGGCCGUCAGUGUUCUGAACCAGCUGUAGGCUACUUUUUCUUACCAUUGGAUUAUUAUAUAUAUGAAGCAGAAGACUCAAUGCCACUUCCUGGAUCUUCAUCUUUGGUUCAACCCACAGCUUUACCAUGGUGUGAUGUCUAUUUUCGGCAACAAGGUUAUGAUUUCAGAAUGGAAAAUGGAAAGAUAAUCUUGAACAGGAAUGUGAAACGAGGCAUAAGAACAACAACAGUUGGACAGGGUCCAGUUCUGUUUAGCAGGAACACUGUUCUGGAUAUUGUUAUUAGAGAGUCUGUUCCUGGAAAACCUGUGACGUGGUCAGGGCCGGGUUUUGGACGAGUUCAGAAUGGAGCAGGGUUAAGAUUUACGGUGAACAACAUCCCUUUUCUGAUGGAUUUUAAUAUCAUCAUUCGCUAUGAGCCAGAGUCUUUAGAUGACUGGAUAGCAAGCAUAGCUGUAAAGCCUUCGGGUAAUAUUGGAAGUGGCUGCAGGAACAAAGAAGCCCUACAAGAACCACAAUCACUUGCUCUACCAUCUACAGCAAGAAUUGAACUGCUACCUCGCGCUGUAUGCUUAGAACCAGGAACAGAAUAUUUUGUAGAUGUCUAUUUUUCCAAGUCUUCUGCCUCUGAUUCAAAGACUCAGUCAUCUAUAUUGAUUGAUUCACUUGGACUCAUUCCCAGAAUCAGUUCUGUGGAAAACCUGUGCAACAAAAAUGAUUUAGAAGAGUAUCAGCAGUACCACUGUAUUGAAAUAGCUUCAGAAAUUGGACCCCAUAUCUUCCCAGAAGCAUGUGCAAAACUAAUAACAAGUCUGUCUGCCCGUAUUCACAACGGAGCAGUUCCCUGCAGGUGCCAUCCACAAGGUUCAAUGAGCUCUGACUGCAAGAAACUUGGAGGCCAAUGUCAAUGCAAACCAAAUGUCAUCGGCUACUGUUGUGAUAAAUGCUCAGCUGGAAGCCAUAGCUUUGGGUCCCAAGGUUGUCUUUCAUGUGAUUGUCAUCCUCAAGGAUCAGUGAGUGCUCUGUGUGACCAGGUGACAGGGCAGUGUUCAUGCCGGCCAGAAAUACGUGGCCGACAGUGCAGUCAAUGCCUGGCUGGAUAUUUUGGAUUUCCCCAUUGUCGCCCUUGCCCUUGCAACGGCUUUGCAGAACUUUGUGACGCACAGACUGGAGCAUGCUUGAACUGCAGAGGGUUUACUGCUGGAGCCAACUGUGAAAGAUGUGUGGAUGGUUACUAUGGAAACCCUCUCAAAAGAGAGCCAUGUCGUCCAUGCAUGUGUCCCGAUUUGCCUACAAGCAUUAGGUACUUUGCACAUUCCUGUUACCAAGAUCCUUGGACUUUGCUAUUGGUCUGCAACUGUUUUGUGGGCUAUUCAGGUAAUCAGUGUGAUGAGUGCUCCAGUGGGUUCUACAGGAAUCUAGAGGCAGUAGCAAGCCCGUGUCUUCCAUGCUCCUGCAAUAACAAUAUUGAUGUGAAUGAUCCUGAUUCAUGUAACAAGGAUACUGGAGAGUGCUCAAAAUGCUUAUACAACACGCAUGGACCAAACUGUGAGUUCUGUAAACCUGGUUACUUUGGAUCAGCACUUCUUCGGAACUGUAGAAAAUGUAACUGUAACUCUUUGGGUGUGAACCCGGUGAAAUGCUCAUCCGGAAAUGGCUUGUGUGUGUGUGAUCAGACAACUGGAAUAUGCCCUUGUGCACCUAAUGUGGUAGGCGCUGAGUGUGACCAGUGUGCUUCUGGCUGCUGGAACAUGAUCCAGGGAACCGGAUGUCGCAUCUGUGACUGCAAUCCAAAGCACUCCCAAAAUAACUUGUGUGAUCAGUUUACAGGUCAAUGUCCAUGUAAAUUGGGCUAUACGGGAAGACGUUGUGACACAUGUGAUGAAAAUUAUUUUGGUGAUCCUCAAAACCAUUGUUUUUCAUGUAAGUGUAGCGAUCAUGGAACUCUGACGCCCAAGUGUGAUAAAGACACUGGAGCAUGCAACUGCCGUGUUGGGGUCACUGGAAGGUUCUGUGACCAAUGUGCCCGGGGUUACAACCAGGAAUUUCCUUCCUGUUCCCGCUGUCACAUUUGUUUUGAUCAGUGGGAUAGCAUCACUACUUCCCUUUCUCAGAAAAUUCAGAAAUUAAUGAGAUUUGCAGCAACACUAGGAGAUAAGAGAGAGACAAUGCCUGGCUGUGAUACAGACUUCAAAGGCCAUGAAGACACAAUUUCUGAAAUAGAAAGAAUUUUAAAAAGCCCCACCCUGUUGCCAGAGGUGCUGUUGAACUUAAAGGAGGAUCAUGACUACAUUCGACAAAAAAUGUCAAAAAUCUAUCUGCAACCUGAUUUUCUGGAUCAGUUCCCUGACCUCAACAGCUUGAUAGAAGACAUUAGGAAAGAUGCUGACCGUCUGUAUGAAACUAUGCAAAAGAAGACUGAACUGCAUCAAAAGAUGAAUUACGUGCAUCUCCAAGAUUUCCUCAACAAAAUAAAGAACUAUUACCAAAUAAUGUUGUCUGCUGGAGAGAAAAUCAAUGGAACAAAGUCUGUCAUAGCACACGGAGGAAAAACCAGGAGCAAUACGCUUACCAUGUUAGACGAUCUGGCUUCAAAAGAAAGUGCUAUACUUGAACAGCUAAAGACAUUCAAGACUUCAGAUAUUCAACAUCUAAAUGAAAAGAUAUGCGGGUUACCAGGAAACUUGCCUUGUGUUGUAGCAGACUGUGGUGGGGCUUUAUGUCGAGAUCACCAAGGAAACAGACAUUGUGGUGGUCCGAACUGUAAUGGAGCACUCCCUAUUUCUAGAAAUGCUGUUGGAGUAGCUGGUCAGACGGCCAUGUUGUUAAAUAACUUGACCAUUCAAAUGCAAGGAUUGGAGAAUAAGAUUGAAAGUAUUGGGAAAAUUACAGAGGAUACCAAAAGGAAAGCCUUGCAAAUCAAUGGAGAGCUGGAGAAAAAUAAAAAUCAAAUAGAAAGGGAAGGAAAAAACCCCAAAGAGCUCAUAAAGAGAUUGAAGAACUUUCUAUUAGAGGAGAGUGCCCCACCAGAAGACAUAGACAAAGUUGCAAAUUAUGUCGUAGGCAUCAGUUUGCCAGGGACUACCCAAGAGCUAACAGUGGUGCUUGACAAACUCAAGAACCUUAUGACACGCUGUGAGGGCUCCUCAACAUAUGUGAAUGAGUUAAAUAAUCAAAUGGAAGAGGCACAGGAACUUUUGGUGAAAGCACAAGAAACUGAGAAAGUAACAAAAGAUAUCCCAGUACCUGAUGAAUUGAUAAGCAGCUUGAAAGGUGUGGAAGAUAUUCAAAGGCAAACCAUAGAUGACUUUGCAAAGUUAAAUGGAAAAAUAGAAGAAACUAAAACAAACAUCUCAGAGGCUGGGAACAAAAUGAACAAGUCUGAUGCUGAAUUACAGGACUUUUCAGAAAAGCAGUCAAAGCUGGAAAAUGAAAUAACUUCCUUGAAGAUUAAAAUGCAGAUGAAUAGGGGCCAAGUAACAAAUGCAAAAUCUGAGUCAGAGAAAGCACAGAAUCAAGCUAUAGCAACUAAUAAGGAAUUUGUAAAUCUUAAAAAAGAAUACGCCAGCUUACAAGAAAAACUCAAAGCCAAAGGCCUUCCCCUGGAAACCUUAAAGAAACUGAACCAGUUGAAAAAUGAGGCUGAGAAAUUGGCUAAAGAGACUGAAGACAAAAUGAAAAGAAUAGCAGAUUUAGAAAAUAAGAUACAAGAUCUGAACCAGAUUAAACAAAAUAAGGCUGAUCAGCUGAGACAACUGGAGGAUCAAGUCAUAGCCAUUAAAAAUGAGAUUACUCAGCAGUCAAAUAAAUAUGCUACCUGCAAAAGUUAAGAGUCUAAACAUCUAACAAUAUAGUCGUUAGUCAACAAAGAGCUUUUCAGAACAAAUUCAUAAUGAUGAACAUUUUAUAAAUUGUAUAAUUGUAACAUCUAGGGUGGUGGUGUGUGGUUUUCUGUUAUUAAUGGAGGGGUGUAGUCUUGCUUGUUGUGCAACUAAAUGGAAGCCAACUUGGUACCCUCCAGAUGUUCUUAGACUACAACUGCCAUAAUCUCAGAUCAUUGGCCUUGCUGGGUAGGGGACUGAUGGAAACUCCAGUCCAACAAUCCCCGAAAGGCACUAGUUGGCUACCCCACCUUUCUAGUAAUCAGAAACCUUUACUCAAACAACCCUGUAAUCAUCAUUAUAUGUUUAGAAAGAAAGGGAUAAGCCGGUCUUGCCAAGGAUGAUUGACUCUCUCAGCUUAUACCAUUUUCUGAGUCACUUCAUUCUUAUGCAUUCUGCUUUUGAGCAGAGGAACUCAAAAUCCUCACCAUCACCACCACAGUUGAUUACCCCUGGGGCUUUGUUGCAUUCAUUUGCACACAAUGUGUAGCUUACUGUUAAUUAAAGGUUUAGGUAAGUUUAGGGGUUGCUAUAAUAGGACAUGUGAUGAGGUAAGCAGGCCCUCAUGUAAAAUCUAGUUCAGUUAGCAUUUAUAAAUGGCUCCACAAGUUCUGUGGGUAUCAGAAUGGUACAAAUACGGCACAGUUGUUUUGAGACAUAAUUCUAAAACAGGAGUGCAAAUAAUCUCUGCAGUGGAGUCAUAUCUUACAUUGGGGUUAGAUUCUAAAGGCAGCAGUGCAUAAGACUAAAAUCGCGUAUAGUCAAAAUUACCCUUAAAAAUCCCUUAAAUAGUCCAUAAAGUACAGUACAAAAAAUACGUCUUUAAACACUGGAAUCACACUCAGCGCAGUGAGAUGCUCAUGCUAGGAGAGGCAGACAAGAACUGAGACUGACAGCAGAGUCACAUCUCACAUCAACAGGGGGAGUGCAACCCUGUUACUCUUGGUCUCUCAGCAGCUUUUCAGACCAUUGACCAUGGUUUCCUUCUGGGCUGACUUGGUGAGAUGGGUAUCGGAGGCACUGUUUUACAUUGUUUCCGACCCUAUCUACAGUUUUCAGAGAAUGAGAUUGAGUGAUUGUCUUUUGGCCCCCUGGCAGUUGUGCUGUGGGGUGCCGCAAGAUACCAUCUUGUCCCCCAUGCUGUUUAACAGUCAUCAGGAGAUUUGGGGCAAGGUGUCAGCAGUACACUGAUGAUAUCCAGCUCUAUUUCUCUGUAACAUCUGAAUCGGGAGAGGCUGUGCAAGCCCUGGACUGCUGCCUGGACUCGGUAGUGGGCUGGAUGAGGGCCAAUAAACUUGAGUCUGAAUCCUAGCAAGACGGAGGCACUGUGGGUUGGUGGUUCCCGAGUUCAGAUAAUUGGUCAGUUGCCUGCUUUGGAUGGAGUCGUACUCCCUCUGAAAUAACAGGUCCGUAGUCUGGGGGUGUUCCUAGAUCCAUCUUUGUCACUAGAGGCCCAGGUGACCUCAGUGGCUAGGAGUGCCUUUUACCAGCUUCGGCUGGUGAGACAGCUGUGGCCGUUUCUGGACCAGGAUAGCCUGACCACUGUUGUCCACACUCUGGUAACCUCUAGGCUGGAUUACUGUAAUGCACUCUAUGUGGGGCUGUCCUUGAGGCUGGUCCGGAAGCUGCAGCUGGUGCAAAAUGCGGCAGCGAGACUGCUCACUGGGGCAGGGUAUCGCCAUCAUGUGACCCCACUGCUGAAAGAAUUGCACUGGCUGUGCAUUUGCUACCAGGCCAAGUUCAAGGUUCUAGUUUUGGUGUACAAAGCCCUAUGCAGCUUGGGACCAGGAUACCUGAAAGACCGUCUUACCCCUUAUAUACCCAGUUGAUCACUGCGCUCUGCAGGGGAGGGCCUCUUGCAGAUACCAUCUUAUCAGGACGUCCAUUCUGCGCAACAUAGGAAACAGACCUUUAGUGUGGCGGCACCUACCUUGUGGAACUCCCUACCCUUAAGUAUUAGACAGGCACCAUCUCUGUUAUCUUUGGCACCUAUUAAAGACCUCCCUCUUUUAACAAGCCUUUUAAGUUGAGACCUUAUUUCAGUCUGCUUCUGUGUUGGAAUUGCUUUUUAAUAUGUUUUUAAACUUUUUUUAAAAAAACUAUGUUUUUUAACCUUUUCUUAAAGAUGUCUACAAAGCUUUUAAAAAUGUUUUUAACGUUGUUUUGUUUUGAUGUAUUUUAAAGUCUGUUUUUAUGAUGUUUUAAAGUGUUUUUAGUGCUUUUGUUUGCCGCCCUGGGCUCCUGCUGGGAGGAAGGGCGGGAUAUAAAUAAAAAAAAUAAUAAAUAAAUAAAUCUCCCAUCUCACGCUCACUUUGGGGCAUUAGCUCAUUGAGUGGAAUGGUGGGAGGAAUCGACCACACUAUUGUUAUUUUUAUUGUUUUUGCCGAGCACAUAUACAGUAGUUGAAUUUGUGAAAGUUAAAUGCGCAUAUGACACGACUCCAUUGUACUUAGAAAACGGCAAGUCGUAAAGAGUCGUUUGAGCAAACUGUCUUUUUCUGUGUUAAUGGUAAGGUAGGACCCAGACCUGAAGUGGAAAAGAGUCUAGCAGACCAAGUUUAUAUUGGUUCCAGAUCCCAAGAAUUCAGUCUUGCCCCAUGCCCCACUUCUGUUCACCAUUCCUUUCCAGAGCAAUUAUAUUGCCAGGAUCUCACCAAAGAGCACUGUAGAUAGUGGCCUGUUGGUGGGUGGGACUGAAUAAAAGAGUUAUGUGCUAAUCCAUGACCACUACUGGAUCAAUACUUUGCAGAGAUGGUGGUGCUGUGCUGCUACAUUGUUUAAAAACUUAAGAAUUGUUUUCCUCUCACACACUAGGUGGCAGCAGAUAACUAUUUAAAAUUCCCUCCCAUCUCAGAAUGACCCAGACUCGCCAUAUUAUUAUUCCUUUUAUAAAAAAAGUAAGUUAGAUAUUAGGAAUGUAGAAUUAUUAUCUCUGUUAGUAUUAAUUAAUGGAAUCAUAGAGGUGAAGCAAACCAGAGUACUACUACAUGUCAGGGUGUUUUAGCUAUUAAAGGCCUACAGCAGGGGUGGCAACCUGUUGUUACUGAACUACAACUCCCAUCAUUCCUGGCCAUGGGAGUUGGAGACCAGCAUCUACACCGUCAGAUGUUAGCCACCCCUGGCCUACAGCAUAUCCAAGUGUGCAAUCAUUACCAAGGGCAGUUCAUACUAGAAGCAGAUUAAUAAUUAUUAAAUGAAAAAUAUAGCAGCAUUUUUGGAACUGGGCUUGCCAGCAAACUUAGCUGCAUGCAAAGAAACAGCUAGGUCAGCUCACUCAAGAAUUGGAGUGUUUCAGGUUAAAAGCUAUGUCAAAAUCAUUCUGUACCCUCCCACUCUCUCCCCUCUGCCCAUAUGCUCAUUACCUCCAUGUAGAGAUGGCUACACAUCAGUACAGAAGAAAGUGUGAGUCUGUAACAUGUGCACCAUCAUCUGUACAAAGUAAUAUGUAACUUGAGCAUACAUCUUACAUGCACAAUAUCUGCUGAUUUACAUCACCCUAUCUCUAUCUUGAGAGCCAGUGUGGUGUAGUGGUUCAGGUGUUGGUCUACGACCUGGAAGACCAUGGUUCAAAUCCCCACAUAUAGCCAUGAAGCUCACUGAGUGACCUUGGGCCCAUCACUGCCUCUCAGCCUCAUCAAAACCCUAUUCAUAGGGUCGCCAUAAGCUGGAAUCGACUUGAAGGCAGUACAUUUACAUUUUAUCUCUGUCUUGAUGUGAUAAGAUCCUGCUGGGGCAGUAUCAUGUAUACAGAAUAAUUACAUGCAUAAUCCAAGUUACACUUCACUUCAGAAUGGCCAGUGUGAGAGUACUACACCUGAACAUUGCAACUAGUAAAUAAUUUUAUCACAUUGAUUAAUGUGUAAAGCAGCCCAUCACCUGUUAUGCAUUGUUGUUAUGUGACUUCAAGUUUAUUACAACUUAUGGCGACCCUAUGAAUC
Molecule: messenger RNA, 9526 nt
Organism: Rhineura floridana
Lineage: Eukaryota; Metazoa; Chordata; Lepidosauria; Squamata; Rhineuridae
Gene: LAMB4
Product: laminin subunit beta 4
Exons: 35
Coding region: 103-5538 (1811 amino acids)
Biological process (GO): cell migration; substrate adhesion-dependent cell spreading; basement membrane assembly
Cellular component (GO): laminin trimer
Source: RefSeq, a predicted model, not a curated record